Messenger RNA from Lodderomyces jiufengensis, 3279 nucleotides. RefSeq names its product Msu1p (gene MSU1). Gene Ontology annotation, molecular function: RNA binding; 3'-5'-RNA exonuclease activity. The transcript has a single exon. Bases 1 to 3279 code for a protein of 1092 amino acids. NCBI's taxonomy places the organism in Eukaryota, Fungi, Ascomycota, Pichiomycetes, Serinales, Debaryomycetaceae. Gene Ontology annotation, biological process: mRNA catabolic process. Gene Ontology annotation, cellular component: P-body; exosome (RNase complex). The record is from RefSeq and is a predicted model, not a curated record.
AUGCUAAGAACAAGACGACUACUAAUUCAUAAUAGUAAACUACGAAAUAAAUUACUUCAUACAUGUUGUAUACGGCAUCAACAAAAACAGACUACAACUGAUUUUCUGGCUAUACGAUCAUUAAUAAAUGAAAAAGGAAAACAUUCAUCAAAAAGUAAAUCACCAAAAGUAAUAGAUAGAUCGUUUUUAAACAAUUUAGUCAAUAAAGAUGAUAAAAAAUACAAAACUGACUCAAAAAUAGACUUAUCAAAAUUAUCAAAUAUAAUUAAAUCCAAAAAAAGAAUAUACGAUAUUGAACAACCUGAAUUUGAUUUAGAUAGACCAAAUAAACUAAUUUUGGAAGGUAUCAAGAAAAAAGCAGAAUUUUCAAACAAAUUAAGAUAUAAAGAGCCCUCCAACAAUUGGAAAGAGAAUGUUACCAAUUUUCAUGGAUUACGAAGUUUAUUUGGUCAAUUACCAAAAAAUUUAAAAGUGAAUGGUAAAUUAAUGAAUAAUCCCAUAAAAGUUGGAGAUUUAGUCACAUUAGGUACUGAUAGCUUAAGAUUAUAUAUAGUUGCAGGGAUUCCAAAAUCAUUUGAUUCAAAAAUUGCCACUUUUCUUUCUGAUAAAGGUGAAAUAAUAUUUGCAAGUUUUUCAAAUAUUGGAUAUAGAAUACCUGAAGCAAUACCUGAAAAGUACUCAUCAAUUAUUCAAAAUUUUAUCAAACUCGAGCAUAAGAUCUUAAAUACUCCACCUAUCGGUAUACCUGAUGCAAAAUUUUCUAAAUCUGAAAAAGCGUUGCCAAAAGAAUUACAACAAAAUGACGUUGAAAAUCAAAAGGAGAAAGACGAGGAAAUUGAGGGAGAUGAGUCAGAUUAUGAACCAAAUAAUUUGAUAGUUGCACAAGCUUCUUCUCAAUUGUUAACAAAUUCAAAUGUUCAAACUUUCAUAAUUCCAAAUUCUGCAAGAGAAUUAUAUCAUAAAGCAUUAACUGAAAUUUCAACAACAGCUUUUAAAAUGGUACACGAAAUGAAUCAAAAAUUGGAAGGUUUACAUAGAAUAUUACAAAAUGACAUAACUGGAGAAAUCAAUGCACCUAGAUCAAUAUCAAUAUUUGAAAUAAUGCACAAACUACAAAAUGGAACUUCACAAGCUGAACACGAGGAAGUAGAUAUAAAGUUAGGUCCCACUCCAUCACAAAUGAUUGAUUACGAUUCUCAAAAUUUCCCUGUUUCUAAUUAUUUAGCCGUUUUAUUUGCAUUAAAGAAACAAAGUAAAUUAUGGACAUUACAGAAGAACAAAGUAUCUUACUCACCAACCAAACUUAUCAUAUGGCCAUUAGCUCAAGUUGCCCAUGAAGACAGGAUAAUUCAAGAUUUAAAUGAUAAAGGAAUUGAUGUUAUUGCUAAGUAUUGUGUUGACCAAGUAACUGAAAAAAACAAAUUGACGAAACCAAAAAAUUAUGAUGGUGUGAUCAAUAUAUUAAAACAAUAUGUUAAUGGAAAAUAUGAAAAUAAUCCAAAGAUCUCAACUGUUCUUGUUUCAUUAUUGAGAAAAAUUGAUAAACUAUUAAUAGAAAAGGGUGUUGUUCUAAAUGGAGAUUUAUACAAAUUCGAAUAUUCAUUUGCCAAAGCCUAUGACUUAUUAACUAAAUUAAAUGAGAAUAAAAUUGAAAACCCUAAUAGAUGGUCAAGUGAGGCUGAAUUACCUGGAGAAGAAAUUUCCAUGAAAGCAGAUUUGAAAAAGAACUACUACAAUUAUAUUGAUAAGAUAACUGACGCAAGAGGUAAGGAUAUCGUUCAAUCGAAUUCGUUAGGUUUGAAUUUUUAUGAACAAGAUCCACUUGAAGAUAUCAGAAUUGAUAUGAAAGAUAUUCCUGUAUAUUGUAUUGAUGAUCCAACAGCUCAUGAAAUUGAUGAUGGUAUAUCUUUACAUGAAGAAAAUGAUAAAUAUGUUGUAUCUAUUCAUAUUGCUGAACCAAGCUCUUAUAUUAAACCAAAUUCAGCUAUCAGUUCAAUAGCAUUUGGUAUGUCAUCAACUUCUUACUUACCAGAAGAUGUUUUCCCGAUGUUACCUCAAAUUAUAUCAAAAGUAGCAGGAUUAGGUAUUAACGGUCAAGAAACUAGAACUUUUGUUAUUCAAUAUAAAUUAAAUAAAACUGAAGUUGAUGAAUAUGUUAGACAAAAAACCAAUGAUUCAGAUUUUAAAGCCAAUAAGGAAUUUGUUAAAAAGAUUCAAAAACAAAUAUAUAAAAACAAUGAUGUCAAAUUUGCAACUGUUAAAAGAUUCCGUCAAGGUUUUACAUAUGAUGCAGUUAAUACUUUACUUGCAGAUGAAAAUAAAUUAGAAGAGUUUAAGUCAGGUAAUUCAGGAGAUGCUGAUUUUAAUAAUUUAUAUAAACUUGAACAAAUUUCCUCAUUACUUUGGUCAAUAAGAGACGCCAAUAAUGCUUAUUCAAACAAUCAAAAUAAUAAAUUAACAAUUGGAGAUCAAAACCCUUAUUCCACUGCUCAAUAUGAAUUAAAUUUACCAAAUUCAAAUCAAUCAAUUAAAAUUUCAUCUACGACAAAUCAAGACUCAAAAAGAUCAACAGUUUUAGUUACUGAAAAUAUGAUUAUUGCAAAUCACUUAACUGCAAAAUUUGCAAAAGAUAACCAAAUUCCAAUUUUAUAUAGAUCAUUAGAUCCAAAUUUUUCACCUGAAUUAUUAAAGGAGUACAAUGAACUUAUUACUUUAUCAACUGAAACAAAUCAAGAAACUUUAUUAAAUUUUUAUUCAUUUUUGACUAGAAGUAUGAUUGAUAAUACUCCAAAUAAACAUUUCCUUAUGGGUUUAGAUAUGUAUACUAAUAUAACAUCACCAUUAAGAAGAUAUAUAGAUAUGAUAAAUCAAUGGAAAUUUCAAGAUUUCUUUUUAAAAAGAGAAACAAUACCUAAUGAAGCAAUAAAUGGAAUUAUAUCUCAUUUAAAUGCACAAAAUGAUAUUGUUAGAAAUUUACAAAGAAAAUCAAUUACUUUUUAUCAAUUAUUAUUCUUAAAAUUAUAUAAUGAUCAAAAUCAAGAUUUAGCAUCAAGUUUAAAUUUGAAAUUAAAAUUGAGAAACAAUCCCAAAAAAGGUCAAUGGUGCUCAGUUACAAUAGAAAAUUUCUCAAGUAUACAUUCUCACGUUGAAGUUAGUUCUGCAUUAUUGGACGAUGUUAACAAGAAUAUAUUGAAAAUUGGGGAAUAUUUUGAUAACUCAAGAUUACAUUUAAAAAAGAUUGACAUAAUUGAAAACGAAUUAAUUUUUGAAUACAUAUAG